GCUCUCCCAGUGAGUCCCACCACCGAAAACCCGUCUCCUCUUUGCAGGAGACCCCAGACCCUUAGAUCGCCAUAUUUUUCUCGACUCAAUGUAUGCGCCUAAUAACAUGGCGCAUCAUUCGCAACAACACCCUCAACAAUACGCCACCACCUCCAAUGCAUUCAUGGCGCAUCACCCUGGCCCAUCUCACGCGCAAAGCCCAGGUACCCCCAUGAUGAACGUGGGUCAGAACACCGUGGCUCCACUCGUCACAACUUCACAAGGGCUGGUAGCAACGGGGGACUGGACGAAAGAUUUAGUGCAUUUGGCUAAGACCGCUGAAUUAAAGAAACACGCCCUUACGCUUCAGUUGCACACGGCGCAUAUACUCUCCGCUCAUGCUUCUCUUGAGCAGAAAGGCAAGGCUAUACAAGAUAUCAGGGAACAGAAGAAUAAACUGGAAAGUGAAAGGACUAGGCUACUGAACUGUUUGCGAGAGAUCAAUGAGGAUCGUGACAAGGCCGACCUAUUGGAAAAUUCUAUAACGAGGGAAUGUACAGAAAUUCGCAAUAAAAUCGCCACUCUAGAGGAGGGCGAAUACGCCGUUGCAAAGCAAGACGUUGAUCGCCUGAGACAGGAGCUGGGCCAGCCACCGUUACCCCCUCUACAGGCGACGCUGGACGAGAAGUCUUCCCAGUAUUUGAAUGAACGCCGUCUCAAUGGAGGAGACGCUCAGAAACGCAGUGCCAGUGACAUCCCAUUAGAGAGCCAAUCCAAUACAGGAAAGCGACCACGAGGACGACCCAAAGGUAGUAAAAACCGGGGCGGCAAGCCCUCGAGCACCAGCACUAGUGCCGCAGGGGCAUCAGGGUGAAAGUCUCUUAUGGGUUUUUUUCGUUCUUUUGUACGUUGUUUUUGCGAUGCUUGGGUAUAUUUGGCAGAUAGCAGUGUGUACGAUCUGCGAGAUAGACGCUAGGGUGUAUUGAAAGUGCUUGUAUGUUGUAGAAACGAUUUGAAUACCUUGAUGUUGAUAUUUUGAUCCAUGCGAUACAGUACUACCUACUACUAUAGCUAGCAUUUGGCGCACAGGUACAUGGAUUGGUCUUAUGUGGACUGACAGUGUAGCUGCAGUAUCUGUAGUUUGAUUGCAAUCGUUGGUUGCACAAAUAAAACGGGUGACCGAUUUCAAAUUUCCCGAUUCUGGUCAAACUUUCCCUUAGGAAAUGCAGAUAGGCAACACCUAGACCAAGUUGAGAUGGAUAAUAACUUAGCAAGGCGUUUACUGGAUCCUCCAAAACUCCUUGUCCGAACGAACCCGGGGCCGUUACUACCGGUGACUGGGAAUGAAGGUUGAGCUUAUAUAGCGAGAGAAGCGGGAGAAGAAUACUUGUUUGAGACAUGUACGAGCUUGUGACGAACGUGCUAGCAUGCGAGUAUUUGCGAGAGACAAGAGCCUGCAAGUUACAAAGAGACUUCAUAUGUCAGCUGCAAGGUAUCGAAUAUCGCACAACAAUUGCAACACCGAGCGAUGAGUCACGACAUGUCGCUGUGUCAUUCAUAGAUGAGAUAAAAAGACCGGGCAGUGCAUUGCCGAGGAAGGGCAUUAAUCAUUGGCCUAUCUCGAUGCUGACAGAGAUCGAAAGAAUAUCGUCGAGGUUCUGGGAACAAGGCCAGCUGGAUCGGCCGUUCUGAAUCUGGGCUGUAAAAUGAUGUGCAGACAUAAUGCAAUUAUAGAGCAAAUUGGGCGAUAUUAUUAGGAGGAUUAUGGACUUGGAAUCGCUUCCAUGCCACAGCCAUUGUUAGCCCAUCUU
Serpula lacrymans var. lacrymans S7.9 is the source of this 1790-nucleotide messenger RNA. RefSeq lists its product as uncharacterized. The record is from RefSeq and is a predicted model, not a curated record. Lineage: Eukaryota; Fungi; Basidiomycota; Agaricomycetes; Boletales; Serpulaceae. The transcript has 8 exons. Gene Ontology annotation, cellular component: nucleus. Bases 89 to 853 code for a protein of 254 amino acids. Gene Ontology annotation, biological process: positive regulation of neuron differentiation; regulation of DNA-templated transcription.